CCGGUCAUCAAGAAAGAGCCUGACACAGAGGAGUCGCUACCUCUACAUGUCAUCGCGCAAGCCAACCCAGAGACUAAAAGCGCCAAAAGAAAAGCAAGAAGCGAGAGUCCCCCUAACCCUCCCCACAUCCAUCCUCAAUUAAGGAGGGAAAGAGAGGGCGAGAUGAGACUCGUGCCCUUGAAAAAGCCCAAAGACACUGAGGUGUGGCAGUACCUGAUGAGUGUGAAGCCAGAUAUCUACAUGCCCCGUUGCGUCACAAAAGACAGGGCCAUGCGCGACCUCCUGCAAUUUUUUACGCGCAAGCGUGACUUGCCAGAGGUAUGGAAGACUCGGCUGGCUUUAGAAGGAGCGGGUCCCGGAAAUUUGCGGUUGAUCUUCGCCUACCUCGUUGGCAACUAUCCUGGCUCUGCGGUGUGCGCCAACUGUGCCGAAAAAUGGCUUACCGUCGACCCCGCCAUGGCGGCGAGCUUGGUGGAGGGAAACGAAACAAUCCACAAAGCUGCUGCUUUCCCCAGGUGCAUCCUAUUCCCCGAGAUUGGAGCUUCCGGAAGUUCAUCA
This is a messenger RNA of Neurospora tetraspora, 558 nucleotides long. RefSeq lists its product as uncharacterized. The record is from RefSeq and is a predicted model, not a curated record. The transcript has a single exon. The annotation marks the transcript as partial. NCBI's taxonomy places the organism in Eukaryota, Fungi, Ascomycota, Sordariomycetes, Sordariales, Sordariaceae.